Messenger RNA from Linum trigynum, 237 nucleotides. The record is from the annotation of a GenBank genome assembly. Lineage: Eukaryota; Viridiplantae; Streptophyta; Magnoliopsida; Malpighiales; Linaceae.
AUGAAGGUUUUGAUUCCUAAAGCUAAGAACAACUCAGUUCUAGUAGAAAGUGGAGGUGAGGUGAAAGAACAGGAAGUAAACGUUGUAAAUGAGGAAACUGUGGAGGAUGCUCUAAUGGAAAUUGGUAUAGUAAAGGAGAUGGUACAAGCUGAGGUAUCAGGUGUGGCAACUAGCCUAGAGCGAGAGAUGGUUCAAAUCGAGGUGAAAGAGGAUUUAAUGGCAAUUGCCCUAGUGUAG